Messenger RNA from Panonychus citri (citrus red mite), 4341 nucleotides. RefSeq names its product rho family-interacting cell polarization regulator 1-like. The coding region runs from base 178 to 4224 and encodes 1348 amino acids. Lineage: Eukaryota; Metazoa; Arthropoda; Arachnida; Trombidiformes; Tetranychidae. The record is from RefSeq and is a predicted model, not a curated record. The transcript has 5 exons.
CUCUUUUCAUUUGAUUCUCUUCAAGUGAAUGAUUAACAUCUCGGUAGUUUUAAUUUGACUUUUUUGUUUCUCUUUUUACUUUUGUUGUUUUAUUCUUAUUCUCUUCUGUGUGUGUCUGUCAGUGUCUGUGUUUUAUUGCUACAUCAAUACAAUAACAACAACAAAACUAACCUCCAAAUGCUUCAGGAUUCAAAAGGUCGAUCCCUUGUUGGUAAAUCAUCAACCUUGACAACCACAGGAACACCGCCAACCACCAACACCCUUUCACCCUCAGUAUUACAACCUAAAGGUUGGAGGACUAAUCAGUGUAAAACACCAAAUCCAAGUCGAACAUUGGAAAUUUUCUCAUCCCUUCAAAAUGGUUUAACAGGAUUUAUCAAUUUAACCCAAGGAGAUAUUGAUUUACACCGAUUACUUCGUAAUUCAAUUGAAAAUGGUCUAUAUCUUAAUUCGGCCCAGGGAAAGCUUUACGAGCUCACAAAGCAAUGUAAAAAUGGCGAACGAUAUUUGAAACGUUUAGAAUUUGAAUUGGCUAAACUGGAAGAGCUUAAAGACCAAUAUGAUGUCCAUCUUAAAAUGCGAGAAGGUGUUCGUACAAUGGCUUAUGCUUAUACGAUGUCAUCGGGACCUGAACGUGAUUCUGCCUUAUCCUCGGUACGCUCAGGUUACAAAGAAUGUACCGAGACCCUUUGCUUUCUUGAAUCAAGACUGGAAUCCAUGAUGGGAACAUUUCACCUUCAAAUGAAAGGUAUCCAAGGAUUUGCUCGCCUGUGUCCGGGCGAUGUUUUCGAGAUAACAAUUAAACACAGUGAAUCGCAAAAGUGGAAAACUCGAGGUAAAAUACUUAAAUCAGGUGAACAAUCAUGGGAUCACCAGUCGACCAUAAUUAAAGCAUUGAUUGAAGAUAAAUUAACAAUAAAAGCGGUAGAAGUUCGUGGUCUGGGUAAAAAUAUUACCCUAGGGGUGAAAACAUGUGAAACAAAAGACCUUUUCUCGGCAAGGCCACAAUUAAUGACCAUUAAUUUAAAUUCUGUGGGAACUUUAAAGUUAAACUUAAUUAUCACCUGGAAUCCACUUCAUACAUCAACAACUGAUUCCAUUGGUCCCAAUGGGUCAACACUAAGUCGAACCUCAUCCAACUCUCUCCUUGGAUCUCGGUCAAGUCUUACACUUCCCUCUCUCUUUUCACCUUCCUUCUAUUCCAAGUCAACACUUAACGCAACUUUACCUCCCCCUCGAAUAACCGAAAUAAUUGAUGCCGAUUAUUAUAUCCAUCGAACCCUCUCCUCAUCUAAUCCACCUUCAUCAUCAUCAACAACCUCUUCAACCUCAUCAUCUGGAAGCGGUGGUGGUAUACCUGGUAUACAUCACAGUAUCAAUGAAGCUGGUGAUAUAAGCAUCUCAGAAAUUGACCAUCACCAUUGUGGUGGACCUUCCCAUUCUCAAGGAACCACACCUACCUCAACAUCAUCCGGAUCUCGUGGGUCAUCACUUCAUCUAACAGUUACAUCGGGUUUUGGCUCUGCUUCCGGUUCAGCUUCAUCUUACUGUGGAUCAACUUCAGUUCCCAAUUCAACUUUAACAAGUCCGGAAACAGAGAUACCACCAAGCUCAAUGCAAACAUCAACUAAUGGCCAUGAAAAUUAUAUUAACAACAAAGAUGAUAAUUACAAUCAUCAACAACAUCUCAACAACAACAACAAUAAUAAUAACAACAAUUAUACCAAUAAUAACAAUCAUAAUACCAAUGGUCUGACCAACGAUUCCUUACAUUGUUCAAAACAACAACAACAACAAUCAAUGAUGAAAUGUUCAAAAUCAAUCAACAAUCUAUGUCUCAAGCAAACAACGGAAAGACUUCUCAAAGAAAUGGGAAAAUCUCCUCAGGAAAUAAUUGUCGAAGCGACAGUUCAUCAGAGUUGUUCUAGUCUUGCGACCUCUGCAACAACACCGACAACAACAACAACAAACAGUAGUUCAAAUACCAGUUUGUAUUCCAAUAAUAAUAUUAACAAUAGUGUCAAUAAUAUCAGCUCUCAUCAUCGCAAUAACAAUAGUUACCAUGAUGAUGAUUGUCGAGUAGGUAGAAAGUUAACUUCCUAUUCAUCAACCUCAUUAUCGUCACCAUCACUUCGUCAUCAACCCAAUCAUCAAAGUCUUCAUCAACGUCACCUUGUAUCUUCUCAUUCACUGGCCAAUGUUUACUUUAAUAUAAGUGAUAUACUUUUAAAUUUAAUGUCCUCUCUUGAAGAUAUUCAGGGUCAGUAUUCAGAGAUUCAUUAUCUUCACCAAUCGGUACUUGAAUUGUACAGAAUUUUGAGAAAUAUUUGCCGAUUAAGAGGAUCAAUUUUUUGCAAUAACAAUAAUAAUUUCAAUCAAGAAUCAUCUUUACCUGUUGAAGAUGAUAACUGCUGUUUAAUGAGCUCAACUGAUUGGAAACACGAGCAAAGUAAUAACAUGAUAAAUAACAGAAGCAAUAAUAACAAUAAUCCAAAUAGUAAAUCUGAAAGGUACAAAAGGUUAGCUUCAAGUACGUCUGAUGUUUCGCUGUCCGUUGAAGAUGCAUUAGAAUGUUUCGAUUUCCUUAAUAAUGCAGUGAUCGAUAGCGACGCUGAAUCAUCGCCAGCAGCUUCUGCUUCAGCUACACCGAAAACUCGUAAAUAUGAUUCCAGGAACGGAAUUGCUGCCAAUAAAUGGAAACAAAAAGGAUCAUCCUCUUCCAGUCAUCAUCAUCAUCUUAAUCAAGUUAAUUCGUCGUCUUCACCUUCCCUUGUGCGAUCUAAAGCAACAUCUAUGGCCGCAGGUCUCAAUGUUGUUGGAAACGUUCACCAGUCAUCAUCACCUUUAACAACAGCCUCACCAAUUUCAACACCUCGAUCAUCAGGGCAUCAAAAAGGUCGUCGUCUAGGUCACCAUCAUUCAACCUCAAUGACAGCUCUUUCACCUUCAUCGGGAACCACUGAUUCAACGCCAAGUUCAAUUGAUUCACCUCAACCUCUUUCAACGGGCUCAGAGCAACUUGACAUUUGUUUAAUGGCUCAUCUUAAUUAUUGUCAACGUUUAUUACAAAAUUUAGGAUCAUUUGGUCCACUUCGAAUGAGAGAGAAACGAUCUCUUGAUAAACUUUCGUGCCAAGGAACAGUUAUCCACCGACUUGCCUCUUUAUGUUCCAAUCUUUGUGAUUAUUUUGUCGCCUCUUCAAGAUAUCUUGUCCAAUUAUCAUUCACACCUGAAGAUGAUUUACAACAGAAUCAACAGAUUCAGCAACAAUUGAAAUGGUUGGAAGCCCAAUAUCAAAAUAAACAGGAAACUGAACUUUCCAUUUUAAGGGAAGAUUCAAGGAUCCGUAAACUGUGGGACACCGUUUGUUAUCAGAAUGCAUCUGUUGACAGUGAAGAGAUCGGUUCAAUGUUACUCUGUGUGACCAGCGGUCAAUUUGCUCAAACCCUAGAAUCUUAUAUGAGAGCUUUUCUUACACCAUCAACCGGCGGGUCAUCUACCAAUGGAGGUUCACGUCAUGGUAAACGAUCCUCACCAGGAGGUGGUAAUAAUAAUGGUUUAGGUGGAGUAGGUGUUUCACCUUCACUCUCAACUUCCUCAUUAUCAUUAUCAUCUUCAUCCUCUUCCAAUUUGUCAAUGUAUAGAAAAGUUGCCCAACUAAUAACCAACCGAAUCAUUGAUAGUCCAAUGUUUGAAAAUGAUUAUGUUGUAACCAUAUUCCAAGUGGCACUCUACUUUCGCACGGAAAAUUGUUCUCUUGAAUAUUUAUUUAAAUCAUACGCUGAGGAAAUCGCUCUCCUUGAAUCUCUUUCAACCGAUAAUCCUGUAGCCCUUAAGCAAUCACUUAAUCGUUUCCGUAAAACUUUACCACCACAAGAACCGUUAUUCAACAUCGCCUUGUUAUUACUUGAUCGUGACCCACUGGUGGUUGGAAUUGCGGAAACAUAUUUCAAUGAGGUUGCAUCAAAUAAACAACUAAGAGUAGAGUUGUUGAAUCAUUUUCUUGAAGGUUUGGAGGUUGAUUCACGUUAUGUAAGACACGCAUCAUGUAAAGUAAUGAAAAUUCUGAAGGCCUCUGAGUUCAUGAAACAUUUGGCAUACAUAUCAUUGGCUGAUGAUUGUUCUGAGGUUCGGGACCAGGCCAAGGCUGCUCUCUUCUCGUUUGGUACCUUAGGUCGUAAAUUAUACACGGAAUCGCAGCUAUUUGCUCAUGGAUUUAUGUGAAAUAGAAAAACAUUCAAUUUAUUAGAAAGUCAACAUUUUAGUUAUUAAUCAAUUUCUUUUUGAAUUAUUAUAAUUAUUUUGAAUUCAGAAUAAAAUCAAUUUGAUUUUCUGAACUAA